UCAUAACUCAUACUUUAAUGAUAUUAUAUUAUCCAAUCCUACCUCCCUCUCUCUAUUUAUAAUAAUAAUAAUAAUAAUAAUAAUAAUAAUAAUAAUAAUAAUAAUAAUAAUAACCAUAUAAUUUCAAUAAAGAUUACUUUAAUUUUAAUUGUGUUGUGUUUGUAUUGUGGCAUGAAUGAAUCUGACAUGAUAUUAUUAAAUGUUGCAACAAACAACAAUAAUAAUAAUAAUAGUGGUGAGUGGUGAGUGCAUGAGACUGAGAGUGGUUGUGUAAUUAAGUUAAAAAAAAAAAAGAGUUGGGUGAAAAUCAAGACUGAACAAUUACAACACCUCAUCUAUUGUUCUCUUGUUCUCUUGCUGUGCUGUUGUGUUGAGUUUUCUGACUUUAUACUAAUUUGACAAGUUUUCCAAAUAAGUAACUGCCUUUAUAGCCACACACACACACACACCUAUUUUCUUCUUUCUUCCUUUUCAAUUUCAUUGCUUCCUUCUGAUGAUAAUUAAGAGAGAAAGUUUCUGGCUUUGGUCUUCCUUCCUUUCUGACUUACUUAAAUGUUAAUUAAAUGAGAUGAGAUAAUCCCAUUUACCAUAGCUUACCAAUUUCAAUUUGUGGGGUUUUCUCUUUCUGAUUCUUUUCCUAUUCCAUCUAUUUUCUUUCCUUAAACAUUCCUUUCCUCCUAUUUAUUUCUUUAUUUACAUAUACAUAAUCUUCUUAGUUUUUCUUCUUCUCACUUAAUUAACAAUGGCUUCCCCUGAUAUUUACUCAGCCUGGCCAAUACCACCUCCUUCAACAUCAUCCUCAUCCUCAUCCACUGCUUAUUCCUUAGACUUGGAAAUUCGUUUAGACGAAUCACAGCAAACUUCACCAUCUACUUCCACACCCACCUCCUAUAAUUCCACCAUUCCUCCUCCUCCUCCUCCUCCUCCUCUUCCUUCUCCUAAAAACAACAACAACAAGUACUACUCAUGUUGCUCUGUCCCAAAAGAAACAUUGGAAACAUGGGACAAAGUGUUCAAGGAAGGACACGGUGCAGAUGUGUAUGUUAUCAGUACCCAUGGCCAGGACCAAGCUCCCUCCUCCUCCCCCUCCUAUGUUCUAGCUCAUUCCUUUAUUCUGGGUGCUGCAUCACCAGUAUUGGCAGAUUUAUUAGAGCAAGCAAAAAUUAAGAAUGGUAUGAGAUACAUUAACAUUCCUGGGGUACCCUACAAUGCCCUCCAUAUCUUUAUACGUUUUCUUUACUCAUCCUGCUAUGAAAAGGAGGAAUUGAACAAGUUUGUUCUGCACCUGUUACUUCUAUCACACUCCUACUCAGUUUCAUCAUUGAAAAGGAUUUGUGUAGAGUUGAUUGAGGAGGGUUGGUUGACCAACGAAAACGUGGUGGAUGUGCUGCAGUUGGCAAGGAACUGCGAUGCACCUCGCCUCUCCUUGGUUUGUAUCCGUUGGAUUGUCAAACAUUUCAAGGCCAUUUCUUCAACACAAGGUUGGAAAGUUAUGAAGAGCGUUAAUCCUGCUCUUGAACAGGAAUUACUAGAAGCAGUAGUAGAAGCAGAUACUACAAAAGAAGAGAGAUUAAAGAGAAUGGAAGAGAAGAAAGUGUACUUACAACUGCAUGAGGCAAUGGAAGCCAUAGUUCACAUAUGCAGAGAUGGUUGCAGAACAAUAGGGCCACGCGACAAAGUCCUUAAAGGGAGCCAAGUUGCUUGUGGUUUCCCUGCUUGCAAAGGCCUCGAAACCUUAGUCCGCCAUUUCUCCAUUUGCAAAACUCGUGUCCCAGGUGGUUGUCUACACUGCAAGCGCAUGUGGCAGCUUCUUGACCUGCAUUCUCGUUUGUGUAACGACCCUCUUACAUGCAAAGUCCCACUUUGCAGCCAUUUCAAGGAGAAAGUUGUGCAUCAGUGCAAGAAGGACGAAGCCAAGUGGAAAGUGUUGGUAAGCAAAGUAAUAGCUGCAAAGAAUGCAAGGGGACCAUUCCCAGCUCACCGCUCCAGCUUCACAUGACACUUUAUAUGCCCUUCAUUACUCUCCUCUCUACCAGUCUCCCUAUACAUACACACAUGUAUAUAAUGUAAAUAUUCAAA
This is a messenger RNA of Cannabis sativa, 2079 nucleotides long. RefSeq names its product BTB/POZ and TAZ domain-containing protein 3. Bases 743 to 1999 code for a protein of 418 amino acids. The record is from RefSeq and is a predicted model, not a curated record. The transcript is spliced from 5 exons. Gene Ontology annotation, molecular function: protein binding. Lineage: Eukaryota; Viridiplantae; Streptophyta; Magnoliopsida; Rosales; Cannabaceae.